AUGAACCUCACCAACUGCUCAGCGGCCUUCUGUCCAGAACAGACGCGAGCAUUCACCAAGAAGACGGUCGUGGCGUUGACCCUAUCCGCGAUCAUGCUUCUGACAGCGGUGUUGAACUCGGCAGUAAUAGCUGCUAUUUGCGUCACGAAGAAACUGCACCAGCCCGCCAACUACCUGAUCUGUUCCCUGGCGCUCACAGACCUGCUCGUUGCCGUUUCAGUCAUGCCUGUCAGUAUUCUGUACAUCAGCAUGGAGACCUGGGUUCUCGGUCAUGUUGUGUGCGAAGCCUGGCUAAGCCUCGACAUGACCUUCUGCACGUGUUCCAUCCUUCACCUGUGCGUGAUCGCCCUGGACAGGUACUGGGCCAUUACAGACGCUGUGCGGUAUGCAGGGAGAAGGACAGCCAAGCGGGCCGUGGCCAUGAUAGUCACUGUCUGGGUGAUCUCCGUCUGUAUAGCCAUACCACCGCUGUUUUGGAGAAGCCAUGAUGCUACUAGAACAGGGCCUCAGUGCAUAAUUAACCACGACCAUGCCAUCUACACCAUUUAUUCCACGUUUGGAGCCUUUUAUGUGCCUCUGGCUUUAAUCCUCGUCCUGUACUAUCGCAUCUACCACGCUGCCAAGACCCUUUACCAGAAGCGAGGCUCCAGCCACCGCAGCGCCGGGAGGGGGUCGCCCAGCUACACCGGCUGCAAGCUGGCGCACACCUUCUGUGUGUCUGACCCCGGGCUCGAAAGCACCCGCAGCCAGCUGGCGGUCGAAGCAGCGGGCAGAGAGAACGGGGAGCUGCCGCAGAUCUCCAGUGGCAGGGAGCGGAGAGCUGCACGCGUCCUGGGACUCAUCCUGGGGGCCUUCGUCGUCUGCUGGCUGCCCUUCUUCGUCAAAGAGCUGCUCACAGGGAUUAAACUCUGGGCGGUCUCACCGAAGGCGUCUGACUUCCUAACGUGGCUGGGUUACGUUAACUCACUGAUUAAUCCCCUCCUCUACACCAGCUUCAACGAGGACUUCAAAUUAGCCUUCCGCAGGUUUACCAGCUGCAGAAAGCACAGGUAA
Hypanus sabinus (Atlantic stingray) is the source of this 1053-nucleotide messenger RNA. RefSeq names its product 5-hydroxytryptamine receptor 1E. Gene Ontology annotation, molecular function: G protein-coupled serotonin receptor activity; neurotransmitter receptor activity. The record is from RefSeq and is a predicted model, not a curated record. The transcript has a single exon. Bases 1 to 1053 code for a protein of 350 amino acids. Lineage: Eukaryota; Metazoa; Chordata; Chondrichthyes; Myliobatiformes; Dasyatidae. Gene Ontology annotation, cellular component: plasma membrane; dendrite. Gene Ontology annotation, biological process: G protein-coupled receptor signaling pathway, coupled to cyclic nucleotide second messenger; chemical synaptic transmission.